CGGUUUUUAGAUUUGAUGACCCCAAAAUUUAGUCGUCUCUCCUCCACUCUUGGCCACCAAGUCUCCGUCUCCGGGCGGCAGUUUCCGUUACUCAAUCCUACGUGGCUCUUUCUCUCUCCUCCCUCCUUUUCUCUCUCUUCUAUUUAACAAAUCCCCACACCACUUCUUCUCACCACCACCACCAUCGUCAUCAUCAUCCAAUCUUUCUCUCUCUGCCCCAAAAACACCCUUCUCACUCUUCUCUCUCGAUUCUCGGCGCGUGGCUUCCACCCGCUCAAAACCGCAGGCCUAAGAGAGCGGUAUCGGAAAGUUAGAGACUUUUCUUUCUUCUUCUUCUUCUUCUUCGUCGGUGUUUGUUUGGAGCCUAGGGUUUUCAGACGAGGAGGCGUUGAAAGCAAAGCUCAGUGGUUGCUAGGAGUCGAGGGAUUAGCGAUUGUGAUGAUUUUAGGGAUUGGCGGAUUGAAGUUGCGACGAUGGAUAUAGACGCAGUAGUAGGCGGCGAUUUUGCUUCACUGGAUCCUGAGCUUUUACAGCUCCCGGAAUUGUCACCCUAUUCUCUCAAAGCCAGUCCCCAAAUCGCCGACGAUUUGUUUUCUCAGUGGCUUUCGCUUCCUCAGACUGGCAGACUGGUGAAAUCUCUGAUAGAUGAUGCAUCGUCUGGCAUUUCUAUCGGUGCCCAAGGGAACUCUCUUAGUGCAAAUGCCGCUGGGAUCAACUCACUGCCUUCCAUGUUUCAGGCUGGUAGUACACCCCCACUUUCACCGCGAAGUUCCUCUGGCUCUCCACGCUCUUCAAAGCCGAAAACCAGCCCCUCUUCGCUGGGCUCUCCGCUAAAAUUGGUUAGUGAACCAGUGAGAGAAGCCAUUCCCCAGUUCUAUUUUCAAAAUGGUCGCCCACCACCUAACGGACUUAAGGAACAAUGUCUUUCCAGAAUUGAUGACCUUUUUAGCAGUCAUAUGGAUGGAUUGCAAGUGCAGGAGUUUAAGAAGGUUACAAAGGAAGUGUGCAAGCUACCGACAUUUUUAUCUUCUGCUCUCUUUAGAAAGAUAGAUACUGGCUGCAGUGGGAUAGUGACCAGGGAAGCAUUCAUCAGAUAUUGGGUUGAUGGCAAUAUGAUGACAAUGGAUACGGCAACUCAAGUAUUUAAAAUUUUAAAGCAGUCUGAUUGCAAUUACCUUACUCAGGUAGACUUCAAACCUGUACUUCUAGAGCUUGUGGCAACCCAUCCAGGACUGGAAUUUCUACAUGGAACUCCUGAAUUUCAAGAAAGAUAUGCUGAAACUGUCAUUUACAGAAUAUUUUACUACAUCAGUAGAUCGGGAACUGGCCGUCUUACCCUCAGGGAGCUGAAACGAGGAAAUCUUAUUGCUGCUAUGCAACAUGCAGAUGAGGAAGAGGAUAUUAAUAAAGUUCUGAGGUACUUCUCUUAUGAACAUUUUUAUGUAAUAUACUGCAAGUUUUGGGAGCUGGAUACAGACCAUGACUUCUUCAUUGACAAAGAGAACCUCAUUAGAUAUGGUAACCAUGCCCUUACCUACAGGAUCGUUGAUAGAAUAUUUUCACAGGUUCCGAGGAAGUUUACUAGCAAGAUCGAAGGGAAGAUGGGUUAUGAAGAUUUUGUGUACUUCAUGCUGUCAGAGGAGGAUAAGUCAUGUGAACCUAGCCUUGAAUAUUGGUUCAAAUGUAUAGAUUUGGAUGGAAAUGGAGUCCUUACACGGAAUGAGUUGCAGUUCUUUUAUGAGGAGCAGUUGCAUCGUAUGGAAUGCAUGGCCCAAGAACCUGUUCUAUUCGAAGAUAUUUUAUGCCAAAUAGUCGACAUGAUUGGACCUGAGAAGGAAGAUUAUUUCACACUAAAGGACUUGAAAGGUUGCAAACUUUCUGGAAAUUUCUUUAACAUCCUUUUCAACCUCAAUAAGUUCAUAGCGUUUGAAAGUCGUGAUCCAUUUCUUAUUCGUCAGGAACGCGAGGAUCCAAGUUUGACAGAGUGGGAUCGCUUUGCACACAGAGAGUAUAUAAGGCUUUCAAUGGAAGAAGAUGGUGAGAAUGCCUCUAAUGGAAGUGUAGAAGUUUGGGAUGAAUCAUUGGAGGCUCCUUUUUAAGUAAAAUGAGCUGCCUAUGAAAUAGCUUGAGAUGUUUUGUUGAGGUUUUCCCCAUUCAAUGAAGAAACAUCUGCUAAAUCAAGGAGCUUCAUGGUUCAUCAGUGAGUAUAGUCCUCUUUUAACAUUGAAUCUGAAGCUUGGUCAUGCAGCCUUCAUCAAAUGAUACAUUUCAAGCUUUAUCAUCUACCUUGGCACUCAAAGUUUACGCGAUAGGUGCCUUUGAUCAAAUUCAAGGUCCACCCUGAAAGCUAUGUGAAUCUCUCCUUUGCAAUGGAAGAUAUAACGCUCCACAGUCCCACAUCUCGCUUCACAGUCCACGUUGUUAUCAUGGGAGUUUGAUAAGCUGCUUACUUCUUUUCUUGUGCUCCUCUGUGGUUAAGGUGACCACUGGCAAGUUAUGUCUUGUUAAGUUGUGAACUUCAAAUGGCUUGUAAUAUUGCAGGGUUGUCUUCCCUAUCAUUGUAUCUUGUUUAUAGGUUCGUUUAUUGGAUUUGUGAUUAAAAGGUAUACGUGUGUGGAUGUCUAUGUAUUGUUUCACACUACCUAAAUGGCAUCCUCCCUCACUGCUCCAUUCAAUUGAACAAGAUUGGACAAGGCC
Rosa chinensis is the source of this 2697-nucleotide messenger RNA. RefSeq names its product probable serine/threonine protein phosphatase 2A regulatory subunit B''epsilon. Gene Ontology annotation, cellular component: protein phosphatase type 2A complex. The record is from RefSeq and is a predicted model, not a curated record. Gene Ontology annotation, biological process: protein dephosphorylation. Lineage: Eukaryota; Viridiplantae; Streptophyta; Magnoliopsida; Rosales; Rosaceae. Gene Ontology annotation, molecular function: calcium ion binding; protein phosphatase regulator activity. The transcript is spliced from 13 exons. The coding region runs from base 474 to 2099 and encodes 541 amino acids.